AUGUCUGCAAGUAACAAUGGUAAUGGAUCUAACCGGAACAGUAGCAUAUGGCUAACGGGUGAGAUUUCAGAAUUCAAUAUUAAAGAUGAUGAUUUCAGUGCAUGGAUUGAAAGAUUCGAAUUAUUUGUGUUAUUAAAUGAUUUCAACACCCAUAAAAAAAAUAUAUGUUUCUUACUUUUUUGGGCAAUGACGACAUUAUUAAGAGAUUUGUGUAUACCUAGUAAGCCUAUUGAUAAAGAUUGA
Molecule: messenger RNA, 243 nt
Organism: Macrosiphum euphorbiae (potato aphid)
Lineage: Eukaryota; Metazoa; Arthropoda; Insecta; Hemiptera; Aphididae
Source: the annotation of a GenBank genome assembly